Paramecium tetraurelia is the source of this 1774-nucleotide messenger RNA. RefSeq lists its product as uncharacterized. The record is from RefSeq and is a predicted model, not a curated record. NCBI's taxonomy places the organism in Eukaryota, Ciliophora, Oligohymenophorea, Peniculida, Parameciidae. The transcript has 6 exons.
AUUUUGAUAAUUAAAAAUGGAAUAAGUAAUUUAGAAUGAGAAUUUAGUUAUGCUGCAAUAAAAGAUAGUAAGUUAUCCAAAAACUUAUGAGGAUUUGAAAAUAAUUGCAUCUAUAAUAAGAGGAACCCAAAUUUUUAAUAAAUUGAAUGAGUUGUAUCAUUAACAACUUUCAAGCGAUGGUUAAAUAAAAUUGUGUAACAAUGUGGAAAUUAGGAGUUACUCUUAAAGUGAAUUGAUAUCUGUGAAUCCAAAUUUAGGGGUGUAAUUAUUAUUAAAGGGAUAAGUUGAUGUGUUUUAAUAAGAGGAUGGUUACAUAUAUAAAACAGCGAAGUUAAUCGCAAGUCUAUUUCCCCUUUCUUAUAUAGAAGACGAAUUCCACUUUGGUAAACAAAUAUAUAGUUCAUCUCAAUUAAAAUAUAAAAUUUCAGUAGAUGACUCUUUAGUUUUGUCGAUAAAUAAAUAGUAGUGCGAUGAUAUUUAUUAAUUCUUUGGUGAUCUUUUCCUUUUCAAACAUAAAAUCCUAUGCAAAAUAAUCCCUGGAUUGGGAGAAUUGAAUUCAAAGAGAAUAUUGGCAGCGUUGGCAACAUAAUUUGAAAGUUUGACUUUUCCACAUCUUACACCUAUAACAGAAGAGAAUGUAAUAGGUGAUUAUUUGUACUUUUUAGCUCAAGGGGAUAUUUCAAUGUCAAAGAAUGAAGAGCAUAUCUUUAAUAUGGAAGAUAAUGGAAUAAUAGGAGAUGAGUUGCUUAUAGAUCCAGAUUCAGACUAGAAUUAACAAUUGAGUUAUGAAUUUACAUCAAGAAAUCAAAGUGAAGAUAUUCACUCGUCUUUUCCCUAACUCCAUUAUCAGAUAAAUUAUAUCACUUCAUAAGUGUAUUUAUAUUGUAAAUAGACUGUAGAAAAACAAUUGAUGCGCUUAUUGAUGGGAAGUAAACCAUUUGAUUAAUCAUUAUUAUGUAAUUCGCCUAAUAAUGAAUUCAAGAAAUCAUAAUCCACUUUGAUUUUAGCAAAAGAUUCAAUAAAAUCAUAUGACAAGGUGGAUAUUUAAUUUUAAUAAUAUUAAGUACCCAAACAUAGUAGAGUGCUGAAAUACAAUAAGAAUGUGUUAGAUCAAUUUGGUGAGGAGGAAAAGAAAUCUAAAAAGAUAACCAUGAAUGAAUUUGUUUCAUUGACCAAAUCAAGCAAGGAACCUUAGAUUAAGAUUUUAGAAAAAGUAGAAAAUCCAUACAGUUUUGCUUCUAAUGUUAAUUCAGAGGGGUUUUUGAAACAAUACUAUUCUAAUUUGAUUAGAGUUGGAUUGGUUAAACCUCCUCUUAGAAUAGCUCCUUAAAAUCAUGAGGCAAUCUAAAGAUCUAGAGUGAAUUCUGCUGUGAAACUAAUUGAGAAAACACAUAAGAAAAUAAAGACCAGAAAGUCAACUAGUUUAAUUUAUGGCCAAAAUGAUCCAAUACUUCAGAUUAAUUCAUUAAACCCAAACAAAGAAGAUAAAGGAAAUACAAAUUCCUAAAAAAAAUUAGAUAAAACUAGAACCAUAACUUCAUUUUUUGCAACUCCAAGAACUGCUUAGCAGUUACAUCAAUUUCACAAUCCUUCUUCGGGAUACUUCUAAAUUAUUGAAACUCCAAAAUGUGAAACUCCUGAAUCAAGAUCCACAAUGGCUAAAUCAUCCCAUGUAUUUAGACCUUAUUCAGGGUUCAUGGAUCACACUUCAAGAUUGUCACAAUAAUCGGAAAUGUAAAAAAGAUUAAGAAAACCAAACUAACACUUCUUUUGA